AUGCAGGGCCUUGAUCCUCAUCAACGUCCGCCUGAAAAUAUCCGAAAUGUUUACAAGAAGUAUCAGAAGAUGAAGGCAAAGGAUCUCGACACAGAUGCCGACCUUGUCGAUCUGACCCAAACAUCUAAAGACUGUCUUCCUGAAGGGAUAGUCUGCCUCAAGAAUCUGCAUCCAAAAUCUCCAUCUACGAACAUGAAGACAUGCCAGGUAGGUCUCCACAUUCUCCCCUCCCUCCUCCCUCCCGAGAUCCAACUCCUCCUUCUCUCCCGCCUCCUCCACCGGGACCUCUCCUCCCCAGCGCAUCUCACAAACAUCCACACACACUACACCCUCACCUACCCUCCAUCCCACUCAUCAUUCUUCUCCUUCCCCCCAUCCUCCCGCGACCCCAUCGCCCACCCCCUCGAUCCAAGCAUCCACAAACCCCUCAGCAUCACCCAACUCCUCAACAAGAAACUCCGCUGGACGACACUGGGUGGGCAGUACGACUGGACCGCGAAGAAAUACCCCGACGCCACUCCCCCGCCUUUUCCAGCAGAUACAAAGAACAUGCUGGAGUCCAUCUUCACAACCACGCGCGCCCAAGCCGCCAUCGUAAACUUGUACUCGCCCGGCGACACAUUAAGCGUGCACCGGGACGUCGCCGAGACUUCAUCUCACGGGCUGAUCAGUUUGAGUCUGGGGUGCGACGCGGUAUUCGUCAUUGGCACGGAUGACGACAAGGUGUUAACGUUGCGCUUGAGGUCCGGAAGCGCGGUGUAUAUGUCUGGUGCGUCGCGGUUUGCGUGGCAUGGCGUGCCGCAGAUUGUGGCGGGGAGUUGUCCCGGAGUAUUUAGGGGGGUGGGCCAGGAGAGGGGUAUGAGGGUUGGGAGGGGUGGAUGGAGGGGAAGAGGGUGA
This is a messenger RNA of Parastagonospora nodorum SN15, 897 nucleotides long. RefSeq lists its product as hypothetical. The transcript is spliced from 3 exons. Lineage: Eukaryota; Fungi; Ascomycota; Dothideomycetes; Pleosporales; Phaeosphaeriaceae. The record is from RefSeq and is a predicted model, not a curated record. Gene Ontology annotation, cellular component: nucleus; cytoplasm. Bases 1 to 897 code for a protein of 298 amino acids.